Messenger RNA from Nicotiana tabacum (common tobacco), 1359 nucleotides. The record is from RefSeq and is a predicted model, not a curated record. NCBI's taxonomy places the organism in Eukaryota, Viridiplantae, Streptophyta, Magnoliopsida, Solanales, Solanaceae.
GUUAAAGUGCGGAAAAGGCUGUCUAAAAGUGUUCUAUUUCAAAGAAUCAAGGUUGUGGAUGAUCACCAAACUGAUACCGUCUUUCAUGGCUUUAGGCCUUUAGCUUUGGCAUCUGAUCUGUCAAAAGCUGCAAGAGCCAGAAAAUUACUUCAGAAGAAAGAAAUGUUAAAGGAAGCAAAAAAAGCUGCAGCUUUGGCUGCUGGAGCUAACUGGAAAAGUGACGAUUCGGACAGCGAGUCUCCUGGGCAUGCAUACCGAGAGCCUCCACUACCAAAUCUUCUAAAAGACGAGGAGCACCUGUGUCUCAUCAUAGAUCUGUGCAAGGUGUUAAUAUCCUUGCAACGGUAUUGGGAUGCACUGGAGAUCAUUAAUCUCUGUCUUAAAUUGGCAUGUGGCACGUUGUCUGUUGAGAAGAAAGGGGAGCUUCAAGCUCUAGGAGCUCAAGUAGGAUAUAACAUUGCUGAUCCCACCCGUGGGUUCGAUUGUGCUCGUUAUAUUGUCAGUCAGCAUCCUUAUAGCUUUGCAGCAUGGAAUUGCUACUACAAAGUUAUAUCAAGACUAGAUAUUCGGUAUUCAAAACAUAACAAGUUCUUGCAUAAUAUGCGUACCAAACACAAAGAUUGCGUACCACCAAUUAUUAUUGCUGGACACCAGUUUACCACGAUCAGCCAGCAUCAAGCAGCGGCUAGAGAAUAUUUAGAAGCCUAUAAGCUGAUGACAGAUAAUCAAUUGAUAAAUCUCUGUGCGGGAACCGCGUUAAUAAAUGUAGCUCUUGGAUUCAGACUUCAUAACAAGCAUCAGUGUAUACUACAGGGAAUGGCUUUCCUGUAUAAUAAUUUGAGGCUUUCAGGAAACAGACAGGAAGCAAUGUAUAAUAUUGGUCGAGCAUAUCAUCAUGUUGGUCUUGUUUCUCUAGCUGCCAUAUAUUAUCAAAGGGUACUUGACACUCACGAAAAUGAUUAUCCCAUCCCAAAGCUGCCUAAUGAGAACCCAGAUCUUGUCGAAAACAGAAAACCAGGUUACUGUGAUCUUCGCAGAGAAGCAGCAUACAACUUGCACUUGAUUUACAAAAAGAGUGGAGCAUUUGACCUGGCAAGACAAAUACUGAAAGAUUAUUGUGCCCUAUGACAUUGAUAAUGUGCUAUAGUUUUCUUGAAGAUGUGAGUUAUUUGUAGCAAGAAUUACUGAAUUCCUUUUUCUCACAACCACUAACUCUAUCUGUAAGAUGGUGGUGGUUUUAUUUAUGCCCAUCACACUUCAUCUGUGGACAGUCUGUUGCUAUAUGAUUGGGGUGUUAUAUAGCGACUGAAAUUCUAUUAAGAAUGCCUGGUGUUAUGACGAAGGCAAAGUUUGGAAUCA